UGCUCAAAACACAGGCUUUAUAGGAGCACCACAAAAUGAGUCUUGCAACAACCAGGAAGUGUCACGUCGUCAGCUGGUGACCUUUGACCAGUCAGACUUUGACCUAUGACCUCUACAAGAUUCCAACAUGGCCGCCAACACGAAGGAAAAUCUGCGAAUCUCGUGGUUUUUGUGUAAUUUCUUGGUGUUCCUUGCCUUCCAGAAGACGCGGGUUGGUGGGGAGAUGCAGUGCGUGAAGACGGGCCCGUGUAGCUGUGAGAUGGCGGACGGGUCUGGCGGGAUAGACCUCAUAACACUGGCACAAGUCGGAGAACCGAUGGUGUAUGAUGAACAGGGCAGGGACUUGAACUUUUAUUCCUUCAACCCGUGCCUACCAUUCGAGGAACCAAACGGAAUUGAUGUGUGCGCUAACGUGGCAGUGUGCAUGUACAGGGAGGUGGGAGGGGUGGACACAUACUACAACUGUGGGGAGCACCUGUACUCUGACUUUGUUUACAACAACGAUACUGGAUACAUUGAUCUUGUUUAUACAGGUGGAUAUGAGCUGGGGGAUGUCCGUCACACUAUCAUCCAUCUUGAGUGUGGCCUCAUCUUCGACCUUGACAUCGAAGGCUACCAGGAAGACACCAGGACGGUUGUCAUGACGAUGGCCACGCCCUGUGCCUGUGUGACGGGCUGCGAGGGGUUCAAAGACCUGAGCGCGGGAUCUGUGUUACUCAUCAUAUUCACAGUUUCCCUGGGCUUUUACUUUGCUGCUGGUGCUUUUUACCUCCACACGGUGAGAGACAAGCAAGGCAGAGACAUGAUCCCCCACCUCCACAUGUGGACCGAGCUGUUGAGUCUCAUCAGGGACGGGUGCUGCUUUGUUCUGGGGCCUUGCCGGGGAAACAAUCCCGACGUGCUGUACUCCCAGUACGAGAGACCCUCGCAGUACGAGAGGCCAGAGUACGACGGGCCUGUGUAACCAUGGCGAUGGUAACCAUGGUGAUGAUUGUCCGUAAAUAUUUGUUUUUGCCAGUCGAUUUUACAGCAGGAGUUAUCUCCAGGCAGAUCUACCGGUAGCAUAAGGAGUUCAGCUGAGCAAUGUUAUCAAAAAGGCUAAUGAAUACAUGUACCUUUACCUUAGAUAUUUCAAGAGUUAGCAAUA
Molecule: messenger RNA, 1147 nt
Organism: Branchiostoma floridae (Florida lancelet)
Lineage: Eukaryota; Metazoa; Chordata; Leptocardii; Amphioxiformes; Branchiostomatidae
Product: cation-dependent mannose-6-phosphate receptor-like
Exons: 4
Coding region: 128-964 (278 amino acids)
Cellular component (GO): trans-Golgi network
Source: RefSeq, a predicted model, not a curated record